CCUGAAACAUUCAAUGUGUUUGAUUUAAAAGCUGCUACCGAAUAUUCUCUCAUUUUAUGUUUGUAAUUACUUCAAAACAUUCCUCUUUAGUCAAAUUUUUCGUCAGCUGACGUUCUGUAUGAGAGUUUGUCAAUGUCCUUCUGAAACACUUACUGACUCAUUAUUCUGUAUCUUAGAGGCCUACGUACACCAGUUCGGGGGAGAAAAUGGUGAAAAUUGAGCAUGCGCCAUAACUCCGGGAGAGCGCGCGCGGGUUGCUGCGGCAACGGCGCGAGAGCGCGCGAGUUAGUCGGCCUCACGCGGGAGUCAGUUAGUCAGUCUGCCCCGGGGUCGGGGGCAAUGUCGAUGGUCCUGCUGCAGCUUGGACAGUGCGGCAACCAGGUAGGCCAGGAGCUGCUCGAGCUGAUCAAUACGGAUGGCCGGAAUGACCUGGGCCGGCCUGAUAGUUACCGAGCCAUUUCUCUGGAGCGCUUUUUCCGACAGGAGGCCGGGACUGAUGCAGUGCCGGUUGCUCGGGCUGUUCUUGUGGACAUGGAGCCAAAGGUAAUCAGCCACACUUUGGCCAAAGCUAUGAAGUCAGGGCAGUGGAGUUAUGGAAACCAUUCCUACUUCUGCCAAAAACAAGGAUCUGGAAACAAUUGGGCAAAUGGAUUCUGUAUCCAUGGUCCUCGGCAUGAAGAAGCUGUGCUGGAUUUGGUCCAAAGAGAGGUGGAGCAGUGUGAGAGAUUUAGUGGCUUUAUUGCAAUGAUGAGUCUGGCUGGAGGUACUGGCUCUGGCUUGGGGACUUAUAUCACUCAGUGUUUACGGGAUAUGUAUCCAAACUCGUUCAUAUUGAACCAGCUCACCUGGCCUUAUGGAACUGGAGAGGUUAUUGUCCAGGAUUAUAAUGCAGUGCUGACGCUGUCCCACUUGUAUAAGACUUCUGAUGCACUUCUGAUUCAUGAGAAUGACACUGUUCACAAGAUUUGCUCUCAGUUGAUGAACAUAAAGCAGAUUUCCUUCACAGACAUCAACAAAGUCAUUGCUCACCAGCUCGGGAGUGUCUUACAGCCAGUAUGCACCAGAUGGAGUAUUUCAGAAUAUGGCACAAAUCCCCUUGGUGAUCUGCUAGAAAGUUUGGUGACACAUCCAGAGUAUAAACUACUAAGCCUGAUGAACAUCCCUUUGAUGUCUGACAAGUCUCUGCAAUUCAGUACGUUUACUUGGCCAGCUCUUAUGAAGAAUCUGCGACAAAUGCUGAUUGCCAAUGCCAAAAUGGAAGCAGCGUGCAGUGCCUGCAACCGUUUCUUGACAUCAUGUGGAGUGAAUUGAAUUGGCUGAAGACCGUUAUCUGUAGUGCUGCGGAUCUCUGGAAGAAGCCGAGAUGGGAGCAUCCAUGCACGGUUUCGAUUGAAGAUAGAGCAAAAGACUGACACAUUCACAACUAAUAUUCUGGGCUGCACCAUAGUUGAGGUUGGAGAUGUUCAUGGAGCAUCUUCCAGUGAGUUGUUUAAUUGUCCACCACUAUUCACGACUAGAUGUGGCAGGAAGUAUUUCGGAGUACUUGGCAUCUAUAUAUUCCAUUUAAAAAGAGGGAGUUUAUGGGAAGCACCACCUGUUGGUAAGUAAGGAAGUUAAAGAUAUUUUCAAGCUUAAAGGAAAAGCAUCUUUCUGCAAAGGCGAAUAGCAGGGUGGAAAAUUGGUUACAAAAUAAAGAGCAGCAAGGAAUAAGAUUAAUAAGGAGGGCAAAAAUUGAGAAAAGGCAAGCUAAAAACUAAAAAUACGUGGUAAGAAUUUAUAAAGAUAUUUGAAAUGGAGAAGUGUAAGUGAAGUGAACGUUGGCCCUCUAGAUGGAGGGAAUGGGGAAUUGGCAGCUGAAUUGAACAGAUAUUUUCUGGCAGAUUGUGAGCAUGUUCUUUUUGGCAGGAGCAAUAUGAAAGCUGCAUGUUGUUUAAAUGAAAAGAGAUUGCGGAACUCAAAUGUACCGGUGAGAUCUACUUAUUGUGGUACAGGAAUUGAAACGUUGU
This is a messenger RNA of Chiloscyllium plagiosum (whitespotted bambooshark), 2006 nucleotides long. The record is from RefSeq and is a predicted model, not a curated record. NCBI's taxonomy places the organism in Eukaryota, Metazoa, Chordata, Chondrichthyes, Orectolobiformes, Hemiscylliidae.